AUGAAUAUAGUUAAUAAUAUAACACUUGAAGCAUGUACUGAAAGUUUUUAAUCUUCUUUGUUAUGUCAAUAAAAAGGUGCUUCUAGAAUAGAACUUUGUGAAAAUUUAUUACAUGGAGGAACUACUCCUUCAUACGGUACUAUUAAAGCAUGUUUAAACCUAUUAAAUAUUCCAAUAAGCGUAAUGGUAAGGCCACGUGGUGGAAAUUUUACUUACACCAAAGAAGAAAUAGAAAUAAUGAAAAGUGACAUAGAAAUAUGUAAGAAAUUAAAUGCUUAUGGCGUUGUUUUUGGUGUUUUAAAUUAAGAUUAAAAAUCAAUUGAUUUAAAUACUACAUAAGAGUUAGUUUAAUGUGCAAAACCAUUAAAAAUUACUUUUCAUAUGGCUUUUGAUGAAAUAGAUGAUAUUUUUUAAGGUUUAGAAUAGCUUGUUAAUUUAUAAAUCGAUAGAAUAUUAACUAAAGGAGGUAAAUUUUCGAAUGCCCUUGAAGGAAAAAAAUAAAUAAAAGAUUUAAUUGAAAAAGCAAAUAAUAGAAUUAUUAUUAUGCCUGGUAAAGGAAUAAAUAAAGAUAAUUAUUAAGAAAUAGUUGAAUAUACAGGUGCUAGGGAAGUACAUGGAACAUAAAUAGUAUGA
Molecule: messenger RNA, 633 nt
Organism: Ichthyophthirius multifiliis
Lineage: Eukaryota; Ciliophora; Oligohymenophorea; Hymenostomatida
Exons: 1
Molecular function (GO): copper ion binding
Source: RefSeq, a predicted model, not a curated record